Messenger RNA from Enhydra lutris kenyoni (northern sea otter), 3025 nucleotides. Its product is annotated as StAR related lipid transfer domain containing 3. The record is from RefSeq and is a predicted model, not a curated record. The transcript is spliced from 15 exons. The coding region runs from base 169 to 1506 and encodes 445 amino acids. Lineage: Eukaryota; Metazoa; Chordata; Mammalia; Carnivora; Mustelidae. Gene Ontology annotation, cellular component: late endosome. Gene Ontology annotation, molecular function: cholesterol binding; cholesterol transfer activity.
CAGUGGCGGAAGUGGCGCCGCCGGGAGAUCCUGUUCCGCUCGGAGGCGCUCGGGGGGCUGCCGAGCCGGACUGCGGCUGAGGCAGGAAGAGCUUGGGCUGUGGCUGAUAUGGAGCAGCCUUGCAGCUGAGGCCCCGCCUUCCCCGCCGUGAGGUGGGGGCCCAUCAGGAUGAACAAACUGUCUGGGGAGCUGGCCCGUGACUUGGAGCGCAGCCUGCCCGCCGUGGCCUCCCUUGGCUCGUCGCUGUCCCACAGCCAGGCUCUCUCCUCGCACUUCCUCCCGCCCCCUCCGGAGAAGCGCCGCGCCAUCUCUGAUGUCCGCCGCACCUUCUGUCUCUUUGUCACCUUCGACCUGCUCUUCAUCUCCCUGCUCUGGAUCAUCGAGCUGAACACCAACACAGGCAUCCGGAAGAACCUGGAGCAGGAGAUCAUCCACUACAACUUUAAAACUUCCUUCUUUGACAUCUUCGUCUUGGCAUUCUUCCGCUUCUCGGGACUGCUCCUGGGCUACGCGGUGCUGCGGCUUCGGCACUGGUGGGUGAUUGCGGUCACGACGCUGGUGUCCAGCGCGUUUCUCAUCGUCAAGGUCAUCCUCUCCGAGCUGCUCAGCAAAGGGGCAUUCGGCUACCUGCUCCCUAUCGUCUCCUUUGUCCUUGCCUGGCUGGAGACCUGGUUCCUUGACUUCAAAGUCCUGCCACAGGAGGCCGAGGAGGAACGAUGGUACCUUGCUGCCCAGGCUGCUGUCGCCCGUGGACCCCUGCUCUUCCCUGGCGCUCUGUCUGAGGGCCAGUUCUAUUCACCCCCAGAAUCCUUUGCAGGGUCUGACAACGAAUCUGAUGAAGACAUUGGGAAGAGAAGCUUCUCUGCCCAGGAACGGGAAUACAUCCAUCAGGGGAAGGAGGCCAUGGCUGUGGUGGACCAGAUCUUGGCUCAGGAGGAGAACUGGAAGUUUGAGAAGAACAAUGAAUAUGGGGACACUGUGUACACCAUCGAGAUUCCCUUUCACGGCAAGACCUUCAUCCUGAAGACCUUCCUGCCCUGCCCUGCCGAGCUGGUGUACCAGGAGGUGAUCCUGCAGCCCGAGAGGAUGGUGCUGUGGAACAAGACCGUGACCGCCUGCCAGAUCCUGCAGCGAGUAGAGAACAACACUCUCAUCUCCUACGAUGUCUCUUCGGGGGCCGCGGGCGGGGUGGUCUCCCCCAGGGACUUCGUGAACGUGCGGCGCAUUGAGCGACGCAGAGACCGCUACCUGUCCUCGGGCAUUGCCACCACCCACUGCACCAGGCCCCCUACACACAAAUAUGUCAGGGGAGAGAACGGUCCUGGGGGCUUCAUCGUGCUCAAGUCAGCCAGUAACCCCCGAGUCUGCACCUUCAUCUGGAUCCUUAAUACAGAUCUUAAGGGCCACCUGCCCCGGUACCUAAUCCAUCAGAGCCUCGCGGCCACCAUGUUUGAAUUUGCCUUUCACCUGCGACAGCGCGUUGGAGAGCUGGGGGCCGGGGCAUAACUGUGCCCCCUCACCACCCUGCAGGGCAGGGUCCUGUCACCAUAGCCUUCAGAGCCAGAAAGGGGGCCAGCGGGGCUUCCCGGCACCCACAGAGGACCUGGCCUCAAGCACUAGGAAGGAAGACGUUUCCUCUUGGUGCAGCCCCUCGGCCCCUGGCUGCCCCUGACCUCCAUGCUUUGCUGUGCCUGGGAGCCAUGGCCGUGAGCAAGUUGUGCAGUCAGGCACCCCAGUGCCAGGGCUCUGCCGCCGAGGCCAGUGGGGUCUGCUCUGCUGAUGUUUACGCAGUGACUGGCCUUGCCUCCAGGACUAGAUGCAAGAUGCCCUGCCUGGCCCGGGGCAGGAUCUGGAAUGGGAGGGGCAGACCUGGUGGGAGAGCACCAGGGCCCCGAGCAGGACGGAGGUCAGGGCGGCCUGGUCACCUACAUUCAGGUGCAGGAGCCCCUUCAUCUGCCUGCUUUCUCGUCAUGCUUUUUUAGGAUUAUUUAAAGGGUCUGGGACCUUUUUCCCAUGCACUUGUUGGGGAACGGGUGGCAGGUGGGGUCGGCGGGUGCUGGCAGUGAAUGUCUGCCGUUCCCGGUUUCUCUCCCUCCCCCAGGGUUCCUUGGGGACCUUUGUAAUUUGAGCCAAUUAUUAAAAAUGAACUCAAAAAAAAAGGAAAGAAAAGCAGCCCCUCCUUCCUGGCCUCUAGAGGGAAGGGGGGCAGCACUGUGGAGGGGGUGACAGAGCCAGACCGCUCUCACACCCUUCUGGAGCCGGCAGGAGGGCCGAGCAAGGGGAGUCCCCAUUCUGGGAGGCCCCUGCUUUCCUGACUGGUCCAACUGGACAGAUGACUGGUCAGAGGAAAAUGCCCCAGCCCUCAGCCAGGCCUCCUGGGAGGGAAGGUAAGUGGAAAGUCUCCUGCCCAGGAACUUGGGGGAGGUGGGAGAGGCCCCGCAGCAUCCGUGGCAGGCCUUGACUGUCCUUGGGAUCCCACAGUCAGUCUGGGAGUGGGGCCUGGGCUUCUGGGUCACUGAGGCACCUCUGGGAUCUCUGUUUCUCUGGCUCCACUCACCUGCCUCCUCUGCCCCAGCACACUCACCAGGGGCAGCACAGUGGGAUCGCAGGCAAUGGCCAGAGCAGUGCAGGGCCACCGCCAUCCCAGCCAUCCCUGCCCUCCCUUCCUCCUCCCUCUCUCCCUCCUCCCUCCCUGCCUGCAGGCUUCCGAGGGGGCAGCUCAGCUAGCUUGGAGCCAGGACAUGGGCAGGGCGUCCUAGCUUGGUCUGGCCAGGUAUGUGACCCUGGGCAGAUCUUCUCUAGGCCUCUGUAUCCUACUUUGUCAAGACGAGACUCGUUAUGUCAGAGGGCUAUCCUGAGAUAAAAGCAAGAAUCAGAGCUAGUGCUUCAGUAAUCAGGAGGAUGUGGUUCUGCCCCAGGUGGGCACCCGCGGGCCUUCCCAGCUGCUGGUGGGAACCUCCCGAAGGGUCUCAUUUCAGCUCCUGUAUGGCCUAUUCCUGCACCCUUUGCUGUGUCUGUCUCCUCG